Molecule: messenger RNA, 1995 nt
Organism: Arvicola amphibius (Eurasian water vole)
Lineage: Eukaryota; Metazoa; Chordata; Mammalia; Rodentia; Cricetidae
Product: WD repeat-containing protein 31-like
Molecular function (GO): protein binding
Source: RefSeq, a predicted model, not a curated record
AUGAACUACAAAUCAUCAAAUACAGCAGCUCACCAAGAAGAUACUGUUGUUUUGGGGGGAACACACUUCCAGAGACUGCAAGGGAUGCCGCUGCCCGGCUGCCAACCUGAAACCAGCUCUUCCUCAGGUUUUCUCUGUAGACUCUGGGCUGUGCUGGGAACUGCAGAGCAACUCAGACACAGCACUUAGUACAGCAGGCCUGACGGACUUAUGAAGAGGGAGUCCAGACUAAGUGUUCCGGAGUACAGCCCUGCUCACGUGCAUGCCGUCUCUGUGGUGCUACUUGAGCUCAGACUGUGUGUCUCUGGAGGAAAAGACAAGACUGCUGUGGCCUAUAAUUGGAAAACUGGACACGUGGUGAAAAGGUUCAGAGGGCAUGAGCGGGAAAUCACUAAGAUAGCCUGUAUUCCCAAAUCAAACCAGUUUUUCAGCGCCUCUCGAGACAAGAGCAUCCUGAUGUGGGACCUGGAGGGCUCCUCCCAGCCCAGGCAGGAGCUGUCUGGCCAUGCCAUGGUGGUCACUGGCUUGGCUGUGAGUCCAGACUCAUCACAGCUGUGCACCGGCUCUCGCGACAACAGCCUGCUUCUGUGGGAUGUGGGGACUGGACGGUGUGUGCAGAGAGCGUCUGUCUCCAGGAACCUGGUCACUCACCUGUGCUGGGUCCCCAGAGAGCCAUAUGUACUGCAGUCCUCUGAGGAUAAGACCAUCAGAUUGUGGGAUAGUCGGAGGCUUCAGGUGGCUCAUGUGUUUCCCACAAAGCAGCACAUUCAGACCCACUGUGAAGUCAGUGUGGAUGGACACACGUGUAUCUCUUGCAGCAGCGGCUUUGGGGGUGAAGGCUGUGAAGCCACGUUGUGGGACCUAAGGCAGACAAGAGACAGAAUGUCACAUGACUCCACAGUGAAGAUUUGGAACCAAGAUACUGGAGCCUGCCUGUUCACCUUGUCUCUGGAUGGAUCAGGACCCUUGACCUCCCUGGCUGUUGGGGACAUCACCUCCUUAUUAUGUGAGAGUUUCUACAGAGGAGUUCACUUACUCAGAGUGGACUGCAGCCGAGAGCUGGCACUGCAGGAAGUGGCAGCCUUCUAAGGCCAAGACACUGACUAGACAAUAUCAGACCACAGCCCCUCCUUUCUCUGUGGCUUUGUGUUUUUCCACAUGCUCUUGGGGAGUGGGGUACAAGUCUGGUGUUCUUUUCUUAGGGUCACUUAGAAGGCAUAUCCGGGUUAGAUGUUGGUUUAAGUCCAGUGAUUACAAAGUCAGGGUGUGGCCCAGAUUGGUCUUGAACUCAUAGAAACCUUCUUGCCUCAGUCUCCUGACUGUUGGCAUUAAAGGUGUGAGACUGCACACCCAAGAAAAUUCAGGUCUAGAAAUAUGACUCAAUAUAAAGUUCUUAAUCUCAAGGAAAUCCAAAUGGAAUUUUUAUCCAAAUGUGAGCUUUUGGGACUACUCUUCAAAAAAAAUGUACUUAUUUCUCAAGAUGAUGGCUGGGGCCUAAGAGUGGCAAGCCCCUGUGAGCACAAAAACGCGGGCUGGAGUCUCCGUGAAGGACAAUGUUUCGAGACAAAUCAAGUUGGUAAUAGAGGAAGUGGAUGGCAGACAGUGAGAUUAAACUCAGUCACCUCAAAGCCACUUAGGGUAAGAGAGCAAAGGCAUCUAACUCCCUGAGCCUGUGCUGCCCAGGGGCACGCAAACAAGAACAAGGACACUGUCCCAAUUACAGGGAUUAUUAAGCCUGCCCCAUAUUCCAAAAGGCAGAGGGAAUGGGAGACUAAGGCUAAGAAAUAUGCAUCUGUAAUUUGAGUAUUUUUAUUUACAUAAGAAACACUGUACACCUCCAUUCUCCCUACCUCCCACCCCUGGGAACGGCCAGAGUCAAAGGAGUCAUCUCUGGAACGGAACGUGGGAUACAGAGAGAUGGAUUCAGCUGAGCCCGGCAACUGCGCACCCUUCAGUGAGGAGGGUCCAGGCCAUUGUGCAGCUCCCACAAGUCCA